GACUCCACAUCUGUCUGCGCGACAGCAUGUGUGACCUUGAUACAGUAUUGCCGAGGCGUCGCUAAAAAGUAGAAGGAGGGGCAUAAGAGUUUCUUUUCGCCAACGAGACGUGUGUGCCAUUUUUUUAAACCGUCGGUUCGACGUGGAUGUACCGCACCGGAGUUUUGCUCUUUUUUCAAUACUCGUGGGUUUCCACCGUGUGCAUGUGAAUAUUCGAGACGAAGUUAUAAGGCGUGACAGACUUGUGCAAUCGACUGACUUUGGUACAACAGUGUUGUGGCGUGCAGUAGAAGAAAAACGGUGUCAUUGAACUUCGACUUUCACUCGCCAAAAUGUGCAAAGCGGCUCUAUUGAUUUUAGGACUUGUUGCCAGCGCCUAUGCUGAGGAAUUAGUUGCAUCAGUGCUAUUAACGCCGGACCUAGCGUUCAAAGAGAAGAACGUAAUUGGUACACUGAAAAUCGUUCAGAGCGUGGCCAACGGACCGGUGACGAUCACCGGAAGCGUCAGCGGUCUCAACAAGGAUGGUGUCCACGGUUUCCACGUUCACGCGAAAGGUGACUUGACUCAAGGCUGCAAGUCCGCCGGACCGCACUUCAACCCUGAAAAGGUGAAGCACGGCGCACCCGAGGAGACAGUCCGCCACGUCGGUGACCUCGGCAACAUCAAGGCCAACGCCGAGGGUGUGGCCCAGAUCAACAUCACCGACACGAUGAUCUCCCUGAGCGGGCCCAACAGCAUUUUGGGCCGUGCUUUCGUGGUCCACUCCCAGGAGGACGAUCUUGGCAAGGGCAACAGUACGGUCUCCCAAGAGACCGGUAAUGCUGGCGAUCGCUGGGCCUGCGGUGUCGUCGGCAUCUUGUAGGUUAAUUCUCUCGCUUUCUGUCGCGCAAAAACUUCAUACACAUUAUUACCUUUAAUGUCUGUUAAUGUUUCGUUUCGUUGCAUACCUGUGUGCGUGAAUAUUUACGGGAGAUAUACCCAGCGUUGAAAAUUAUCGUAGUGGUAUGACGUUACUAUUAUUAUUAUUAUUAUUAUUAUUAUUAUUAUUAUUAUUAUUAUUAUUUGUUUUAACGCGUAUCGAGGAUUGUGCCUACGUAUUGAGAGUAUAAGAAUUAUAAUGUAACAAUGGCAGAGAAAAAUUAUUUUCCCAAGAUUAUGAAAGUCUACAUAUACUUAUUUAUUAUCUAUGAACUGGAUAUUAUACUGAACAAACUUAAUUAAGCUUCGACAGUGUAAAUAGUGCUAUACAUCGAUAUACUCCCGGUGAUUUGUUAUCGAUUUCAUGUUUUUAUUAUUCCCCCAACAUAACAUAUCCUUCAAUGUUCACAUCCCCUUGUCCCUUUUUAACUUUGAUAAAAUAAAUAAAAGUUGAAAAAUAUA
Nasonia vitripennis (jewel wasp) is the source of this 1381-nucleotide messenger RNA. Its product is annotated as superoxide dismutase [Cu-Zn] 4A. Gene Ontology annotation, molecular function: copper ion binding; superoxide dismutase activity. Lineage: Eukaryota; Metazoa; Arthropoda; Insecta; Hymenoptera; Pteromalidae. The transcript has 5 exons. The coding region runs from base 333 to 863 and encodes 176 amino acids. Gene Ontology annotation, biological process: removal of superoxide radicals. The record is from RefSeq and is a predicted model, not a curated record.